Hyalella azteca is the source of this 3248-nucleotide messenger RNA. RefSeq names its product targeting protein for Xklp2. The coding region runs from base 31 to 2361 and encodes 776 amino acids. Gene Ontology annotation, biological process: regulation of mitotic spindle organization; activation of protein kinase activity. The record is from RefSeq and is a predicted model, not a curated record. The transcript is spliced from 13 exons. Gene Ontology annotation, cellular component: microtubule; spindle. NCBI's taxonomy places the organism in Eukaryota, Metazoa, Arthropoda, Malacostraca, Amphipoda, Hyalellidae.
AGUUUUCAUCCAAUUUUAGAAAGCUCUUCAAUGGAUCAAUCGUCAACUUUCUAUGACGAGCGGUAUGAAUUUAAUGCACCUCAAAAGUACAUAGAUUUCACUAAUUUCCAAGAUGAUGAAAAUGAAGACUCAUUUUUUGAUUGUCAGAAUGAAGGCCAAGCUCAAAGUCUUUCUGAUUUACAAGCUGCAGAAUCCAAAGCUGGUUCAUCAUCAAAAAGUGACGGGGCAAAUGCCAUGGAGAAAUCAACUGAAAAGUUGAGCUCUCUUAACUGUGAAACCCCAAAUCUCAUUUCUCAGACUUCUGACAAACCUUUGAUGUCACAUGAGACGGGAAGAAACGCCAUAGCAAUGCAAAUUGAAGAGCCUUCUGCUAUGCAAUCUGAUGAACUUUCAGCUAUGCAAAUUGAAGAGCCAACAACCAUGCAAACUGAAGUACCUUUAGCAAUGCAAACUGAAGUACCUUCAGCAAUGCAAACUGAAGUACCUUCAGCAAUGCAAACUGAAGUACCUUCAGCAAUGCAAACUGAAGUACCUUCAGCAAUGCAAACUGAAGAGCCUACAGCAAUGCAAUCUGAAGAGCCUUCAGCAAUGCAAGCUGAAGUGCCUUCAGCAAUAAAAACUGAAGAGCCUUCAGCCAUGCAAACUGAAGAAAAUGCCUCAGGGACCACACAACUCAUUGACCCUUCAAGGCUGUCCAGCACUUCUAGGGUUGAUAUUUCUGAGGAACAGAUGGAAACAAAUGAGACUGAUGAAAAGCGUGUCACAAGAUCUUGCCGCAAAGGUCCUCUGGGCAGUGAUGGCGUGUUCCAGCAACCACCCAUGCGGCACUCCCCUAGACUGGCUGCCAUUGCUAAGGCACUCAACACUAGUGGAGGUCAGCGCAACAGCUCCUCAGGCUUCAAGGGGCGCCGCCGCAGUGUGUCUGCUAGCCCUGGCCUUCGCUCCAACAGAUCUAAGAGUACCUGUGGCCCAUUGUCAGCAGAAGAUCGUGCUCAUCUCACCCAGUUUGCCGAAGUUGCCGACCCCAAUGCACGUAAUUCUCGACGCAGUGCCUCAUUUAAGGGCGGCAGGGUCAGUACUACUAAGCCUGUCGCAUUUAAUUUUGCCACGGAUAGUCGCUUGAAGAGCGUCUCUAAGACCACCUUGGCCGCUCCUGUACUCGCCUCAGCGGCGGAUUUCGCCCGCACCCUUCGUAGUACUGCCAAAAAUGCUACGGCAACGAGUCACGCUCCACGUGGGCCCACAAAACCGCAGCCUUUCAAUUUGUCUGAAGGGAAAAAGCACAAUUCUGCUGAAGCUGACCAGCAGAAGACCAAGUUUGUCUCACUGGCCGAGCUCAACAUGAAGUUCCACAGUCAGACUCCUCAGAGAUUCAGGACAGUUCCUAAAAAGGAGGAAAGCUGUCCUAAGAGGAUGACCAGAAGCGGCAGCAGCAGCAGCCUGCCCUCCGUCACCAGACCACAGUCUCCUCAUCUCAGCACCCGCAGCCGCAGCCGCCCAGUCAACCAUCCCACCAGGGAGCAAAUUGAGGAGCAAGAAAUGCUUGAGGCUCAGAAGCAUCAGGUGAAGGCUCAUCCGGUCAAUCCUAAAAUAUUUGAGCCUCCCAAGCUCUCCACCAAUGCUGAGGCAAAAGGCUGUACCAUUCCCUCACCAUUUAACAUAACAGACGCAAAGAAACGUCUGCUCAGGCGCAAGCAGGAGAAGGUGGAAGAGAUUAUUGCAAAGGAGAAAGCCAUGGCUGAGUUCCACGCUCACCCGAUGCCUGUAUUUGAUGACAAACCUAAAGGACUGCCAAGCAAGAAAACCCCCAGCGUCACCAAACCUGAGCCAUUUGUGCUGCAAAUCGACAAGCGAGCUGAAAGCAAACAACUUGCAAUGGAGAGAGAGCAGCGGGAACGUGAGGAACGUGAACGAGAGAUGAGGAACUUCCACGCUCGCCCAGCGACGGUCAUCGCUAAGGAGCCUUUCUUGCCGGCGCGCAGCCACAAACCUCUCACUGAAAUAUCAGGAUUUGAUCUCAAUACGGAGAAGCGCAGCAAAGAGAGAUACGAGUACGACGUGCAUCUCAAGCAGAAAGAAGAUGAAAUAAUGGCGAAAAAACGACAUGAAGAAGAGCUUCGUGCUGCUGAGGAAGAAGCUCAAGUAGCCGAGGAGCGCAAGCGCAACGUGCAUCACGCUAAGCCCAUGCCUCAAUACAAGACUUUAUCGGUCCAGCGCAGCGACAAACCUGUCACUACUCCGCUCUCGCCAAAAUUUGCCACAGACUCGCGCUUAAGGUCGUCUCGUAGUCGCCUUAACAUCAACAAUACAACCUCAAGCAGUACUUGUAGCAGCGCCCAUAACACUACAGUCACUCGAUGAGUCUGUACUUCUCUCACUUUCAGUGCCAAACUCGUCAUGAGGGAGCUCAUAAGACACGAGUGAUGUAAAACGACCACUGGUUUGUUUUAUGAGCAUUGAAAUGACUCUUGAUGUUCUUAUUUAAAUAGUCUGUGCUCAGAUAAUAAUUCUAUGAUGAUGUGACAAUCAGACAAUCAAUAUUCACUUUCUCAUACACUAGUGGUUUCUCGUGUGAAAUCACGCAAUCUCCUAGUAAUAUCCGUUAGAAACCAACAUUGGUUUUAAAGAUGGCCUAUUUAAUCUAAGCGUAACGAUUGGAUUCUUUUAGUUUGCCCCCCUUGCCUUCAAUAAACGACGAGUAUAGGUAAUAGCUGCGAUGCACAUACCUUAUUAUUUCUUAGAUAACUAACGAUUAGUUUCUUGAAUUGCUCUAUACCCUCAGAAUAUGGAAAGCUUGUGACGAAAUUCCUAUCUAAGAAGAUUGUGCCUCUGAUGUUUUUAAUGUUCGACUUAUUCCUAAGUUACGGAUGCAGAAUUUGACUGCCAUUUGAGCUUCGAUUUUUUGAAUGUGGACACAGUUUUACUGCUUCGCAAUGUUCGCGGUCACUGUCUAUAUAUAAAACAACCACUUUAACAGGCUUCUGCAUUGACUCCUCAGAAAAAUUUCUGAAGGGUUAGUGUCAAUUCAAUUGAAUAGUUUUUUUAAUUGCUGUAUUGUUCAGAUCAAGAUUAGCGUUUUUUUUUUUUGUACAGAGGAACUUGAGCCGUUGGCUAUUACUUUUCUUGCUGUUAACAUUUACGUCUUCAAGUUGAACUCAAAUAGUGCGUUUUACGAUACUCGGUCUGGCUUUUUCGUAGAUAUAUCGUUUUAUUUUACCCUGCUUUUUAUAAAUAAAUCCUUGCUUUAU